AUGGCGGCGGCGAGGCGCGACGGGCCCGGGCCGGCGGCGGCCAAGGCCAAGGCGGGUGCGGCGCCCCGCGGGCCCGGCCGAAAGCGGCGGUGGAGGCCCGUCCUGCUGAGCAGCGUGGUCGGCAGCGUCCAGGAGGGACGAGGAUUUGCAUUUCGGAGGAAGCAAAAGAUUGAACGGCAGUACAGGAAAUUGCUGAAAAAGAGAAGGCAGGUGCAUUCCCAGCAGGAUGAUCAGUUUGCAGAUACCUACCCAGAGCACUUGAAGCAUCUUUACCUGGCAGAGGAAGAAAAGCUUAAGAAGCGGCGCAGGACUCCAGAGGAUUCGGUGUCAUCAGAAGAAAAGCUUAAUAAAGCAGCAGAGUCAGUUGGGACUCAAGAGAAGUUUAAAAAUAAAACAUCCAAUCAGAAGGCAAAAGAAGAAUAUGAGAAAAUAAAGGCUGAGCAUGCUAGAAAGAAAGAGGAAGCAGAAAAAAGAAAACAACAAAGAGAAGAAGCUCAACGGUUGUACAAGAAAAAGAAAAUGGAAGCUUUUAAAAUACUGAGUAAGAAGACAAAAAAAGGACAACCAAAUCUAAAUUUACAAGUAGAAUUUCUUCUUCAGAAAAUACAGCAGAAUACAUAACCCCUCAUAUAUUUAAGUUAGCUGUGGACAUUUUAUUAUUAUUACAUUUAAUAAAUAAUGUCUUUUUGCUUCCAUAUUACUUCUGUUAUUGCCUUUAUUUAUCUCAUCAGUCCAGUAAUGACAUAUUCAUCCUGAAAAUAUGUAUUCUAUGCUGAGAGUGAAAGGGAUUUGGUACCUUGAAAAUAAAUGGUCCGUAUUUCUAAACUUAAAUUUUAUUAGCUGUGUGACAUCUUGAAUUCAAAAUAAUAGGCUGUAGUACCAUCUGACCAUGAAUCAAAUACUUCCUGCAAUUGUGACUCACUUGGGAGGAUUAAAAUGAUGUAUGUGAUGUGUUUGAUAUCUCAAGAACAGCCAGUUUUAGGAGCAUAUUUUGUGUGCUCCUGGGUAGGUUUGGCAUAUGAAAACAAAGUACAUAUACUAUACUUGGAUGGCUAGUUUUAUUUCUCGUUCUCCACAAAGAAUAAGACUUGCCAAAGGUUCAGAAGUGGUUUGGAUAUAAAAAUUUGGUAAAAUAAUUGUUGUCCCAUUCGUAAAGCUGCUUUGAAACUUGUAACAUGUGAAUUGCUCUACCUUUUGUGUACAGCUUUGUCAUGAAAUUUGUUUUCUUCUAUGUAGCUUUUAAUUAAUAGCAAUUUGGAUUAAUAUUAUCAAGACUGGAUUUAUGUAUUUUCCUGAAAAGAGAGCUUUUUCUCUGCAUUUGUGUCUUUUUUAAUAUCUUGCCAUCAACCCAGUUGAGAAAACACAACAUUUGUCAGUUGAGAAACUGUAGUUGAGGAUCCCACUUUGUGGAUAUAAUUUACACACCCAUAUCUUCACGUACAUACCGGUAAACACUGGUCUGAUUUUCAGGCAGCAUCUUAUGAUCACUUCUUAUUUUAAAACGGUGUCUUGUUGUCCAGGUGGCAGUGAUUACUGUUGUCAAUGUUAUUUUAGAACCAAUCUUCUAUAUAUAGAUACCAUUUUGUGGUAAUUUCAGUUGCUGAAUGUUCAAGUGUUUGAGCUGCUGCUCCUUGAUCCAUACAGUGAUCUGCUCUGAAGGCAGUGGAGGUACGCUGAUAAAUUGCCUUUGUACUAGGAGCAAUAAAUCAUGCCAAAACUUACAAA
Messenger RNA from Melospiza melodia melodia, 1725 nucleotides. It is a transcript of the gene CCDC59, whose product is annotated as coiled-coil domain containing 59. NCBI's taxonomy places the organism in Eukaryota, Metazoa, Chordata, Aves, Passeriformes, Passerellidae. The transcript is spliced from 4 exons. Bases 1 to 621 code for a protein of 206 amino acids. Gene Ontology annotation, cellular component: nucleus. The record is from RefSeq and is a predicted model, not a curated record.